AUGUCCACUUGUAGCUCUGUUGAAAUAGCAGAAAAAAAGCGCGCUGCCUUGGCCAAGCUACAAGCCAAGAAAUCACAGCUCGUCAACUACACGGCUCCGCCUGCAAGUGCACAGCAACAAAUAAAAAAUCCUUCCCAGCUGGCCUCGAAGUCUCCAAUUAACUUCUACAGAUCGCCACCAGCGACGGAAAAGAACAGCAGAGCUGCUACCACGUCCAUCGCUGCAGCUAACGACAACAGGAGCUCAUCCUUUUUAAAUGCCCUCAAAGCUAUCAAGCAAACGUCUGCGCGGGAACAGGGCCGCGCAGACGCCCAUCCAUAUCAGCGCCCAAACGGCGGGGACAGGGUGAGAAAACACGAGCCCAAGUUGUCCCUCGGCGAGGAGAAGGAAAAGUCAUUGGCUGGUGUGUUCGUUAACUCCAUAACCUGUAGUGUUUAUAUGAUAAGUGCGCACCGUUUUGAAGCUCGAACUUCGGGCUUUCACGAAAAACUGAUUGCCGUGUUCAAGAACAUGCCCACCAGAUCCUACGACAGCAACACCCGUAACUGGAGCUUUGAUUUGAAGGAUUACCAAUUUUUGCAAACACAUGUUGCAGAUUUAAAGUCCCAUGUAACCAUUAACGCCAUACCUAAGAAGAUUCUCGACCUUUGUCGGCAGCCGGCCAAGACUCUGGAGUGUAGCGUGCUGGCGUCCAUAGAGCCCAAGCUGGCGGACAGGCUGAUGCCUUUCCAACAGGAAGGGGUAUGCUUCGCGAUUGCACAAAAGGGACGAAUUAUGAUCUGUGAUGAAAUGGGCUUAGGCAAGACAUACCAAGCUCUGGCUGUGGCCGACUACUACAAGGAGGAUUGGCCGCUGCUGGUUUGCACCACGGCUUCCACGCGCGAUAGUUGGGCUGUGCACAUAACAGAGCUGCUGCCCAAAGUGCCACUUCACUACAUUCAAGUGCUCAACAACAACCAGCAGUAUGUGGGCGAUGCCCAAGUGCUGAUCACCAGCUACAACAUGAUGGAGCGUCACAUCGACAAGUUGUAUCAGCGCAAGUACGGCUUCAUCAUCUUUGACGAGUCGCACACCCUAAAAAACAGCAAGGCCAAGUGCACAGCGGUGGCCAAGCGACUCACGGAUCAGGCCAAGCGCGUUGUUCUGCUGUCGGGCACACCAGCACUCUCACGUCCCGUGGAACUGUUCACGCAACUGCAAAUGGUUGAUGGCAAAUUCAUGAGCUUCAAGGAGUUCUCUACGCGCUACUGUGAUGGCAAGCAAUCGCAGUUUGGUUGGGAUGCCAAUGGACAAUCAAAUUUGGAAGAACUCAAGGUAAUACUCAGACUAAAGUACAUGCUGCGACGCACAAAAUCUGAGGUGUUACCACAGCUGGCUGAAAAGAAUCGGGAAACGGUUACCCUGGACGCGUCUUUAAUUAUUACCAAUGACGAAACCAAGACUCAUUUGGAUGCCAUGAACAAGGAGCUUCAAAGCAGCAAAGGCAAAGUCAUGGAAGAGAUUCUACUGCGUUUCUAUGCACGCACCGCGGAGGUCAAAGCCCGGGCUGUUUGUGCCUACCUCAAGUCGCUUGUCAAGGAGCAAAAGAAAUUCAUUGUGUUUGCCCAUCAUCGGGUCAUGAUGGACGCAAUUAGCGAUUGCCUCAGUGAGCUUCAUGUGCAGCACAUUCGCAUCGAUGGGCAAACGCGCAGCGAUCUCAGGGCAGACAUGAUAUCCGCCUUCCAGAAUAAAAGCAGCUGCCAGGUGGCUGUGCUCUCACUGAAGGCCUGCAAUGCUGGCAUCACCCUGACCGCUGCCGAACUUAUAGUCUUUGCAGAGCUAGAUUGGAACCCAAGUACACUCGCACAGGCCGAAGGUCGUGCGCAUCGUAUUGGCCAGACUAAGACAGUGAUUUGUCGUUACCUAAUCGCUAAUCAAACAGCUGAUGACAUCAUUUGGAAGAUGUUAAUAAACAAACAGAAAGUGCUAAGCAAAGUGGGAAUCUUUGCGGAGAAUUUGCAGCAGGGCACCCACACAAUGGCCCCCACCUCGUCCAACAAAAUUGAGAAUUACUUUUCUCCUGCCAAAAAACAAUCGACAGUGCCCAUAAAGGGCACCAUCAAGCAGUUCCUAACUCCAGCUCCAACGAGCACUAACAGCGGAAUCGAGAACAAACCAAAGGAGGGCAGUGCCGAAUCGGGUUUUGCGGAUUUCUUCAAAGACGAUGGCGAUGAUGAAGCUUUAUUGGAUUUGGAUAUUUAAUGUUUAGAGAGCUGUUGAAUUAUACAAAUAAAUUAUUGUCUAGAUUAUUGAAUAAACAGUUGCCAUACACGUUAAAG
Drosophila guanche is the source of this 2318-nucleotide messenger RNA. RefSeq names its product SWI/SNF-related matrix-associated actin-dependent regulator of chromatin subfamily A-like protein 1 (gene Marcal1). The transcript is spliced from 7 exons. The record is from RefSeq and is a predicted model, not a curated record. Lineage: Eukaryota; Metazoa; Arthropoda; Insecta; Diptera; Drosophilidae. The coding region runs from base 1 to 2241 and encodes 746 amino acids. Gene Ontology annotation, molecular function: ATP binding; ATP-dependent chromatin remodeler activity. Gene Ontology annotation, biological process: replication fork processing; DNA repair. Gene Ontology annotation, cellular component: nuclear replication fork.